Molecule: messenger RNA, 454 nt
Organism: Lampris incognitus (smalleye Pacific opah)
Lineage: Eukaryota; Metazoa; Chordata; Actinopteri; Lampriformes; Lampridae
Gene: triqk
Product: triple QxxK/R motif containing
Exons: 4
Coding region: 182-436 (84 amino acids)
Cellular component (GO): endoplasmic reticulum membrane
Source: RefSeq, a predicted model, not a curated record
UGAUGCGUUGGCAUUCUGGAGAAAUUUGGACCAAAGUGCGGAAAAUCUACCAAAGCUAUAUUGUCGUUCUCUGCGUGUAAACGGCUGCCAGGCAUUUUAUAAUGCAGAUCUACCUCCGCUAAGCGAUACAGUAUCGGAAAGAACUGCAGUGUCAAGACAGGAAGUAAGACUAGAAGGAAGGAUGGGGAAGAAGGAUGCCAGUACGACCAAGUUACCAGUCGAUCAGUACAGAAAACAGAUCGGUAAGCAAGACUACAAAAAGACCAAGUUUGCACUAAAGGCCACGCGGCUGAAGGCUGAGGCCAAGAAAAGUGGCACUGGAAUCAGGGACGUGUUUCUGGUCAUUGCAGCUGUCCUCCUCUUCCUGCUCUGUAUCUAUGCCUUUUUCUACCUCAACCUGAGCACCGAGCUCAACCUGGAUGUGGAUCUGGACUAACAUGAGGUGGACGUUGUG